This is a messenger RNA of Frankliniella occidentalis (western flower thrips), 782 nucleotides long. RefSeq lists its product as uncharacterized. The record is from RefSeq and is a predicted model, not a curated record. NCBI's taxonomy places the organism in Eukaryota, Metazoa, Arthropoda, Insecta, Thysanoptera, Thripidae. The transcript has 4 exons. Bases 62 to 766 code for a protein of 234 amino acids.
CCACCACCGCAGACGCACUAAUUUGACAGAUCGCCUCUCUUCAUCUAGUGACACAACAUUAAUGCGGUCGCUGUUUCAGUUCCAUGUCAGUCCAAUUCGGACGCCUCCCAUUUUAAUGACCCGUACGUGUCAGUACCGGCAGUGCGAUGGCGACCGCCAGAGCGUUACUGCUGUGCCUACUACUUUCCGACGCUCUUCCACGGCACAGCAACGGGGCACACUUGGCGGUAAGAACGUCGGACGGCCCUCUGCAAUGCUUGAUAUCCGAGAGAUGAGACUGUGUCCAGAUCAGAAAGGCGUUGCGAUGGUGUAUUUGAAUGUAUCGACUACCUCUCUCGGGAAGUCUCACCAGACUUACUUUAAAGGGAUCGCUCUGUUCGACAGACCGGCGGCGUCCUGGACGGAGACUAGCGUCAAGUUCACCAAGUGCCGCGGCGGAGUCUCUCCAAACAAUUGCGAGUAUUUCGCUAACUGGGAAAAGAAGCAGAGCAACGUUUGUGCAGAUUACGCCUCCCCCCUCACGCCGUGGUACACCCUCAUCAAGUCCAUAACGCCACCGUUUGUGUGCCCCAUCAAAGCUGGAGUAUACAGCUUCAACAACGCCACUCUGGACUCGACGUCGUACGCUACACUAGCAGGAUCUUAUGUGAACCCAGACAUCACGUGGGUGGUUCGCUCGGAAGUGAAGGACCAGGACAGGAAGCUCUACAUGUGCAUGGAAACGGUGGCGCGUCUGCUGCCGCUGGGCAGAAAGGGUCGCAGAUAAAAAUUAAACUGCGUUA